CCCGCGCCGGCUCCGGCUGGGCCUGGGCCUGGGCCUCGGAAGGCAGCCCGAGGAACAAAAGGGCCAGGACGAGGCCCCCGACAGUAGUGCCUCCCUCUCCCCAGUGGGGCCUCGGGACUUGAUGGAUUGGAGGCCCGAGAGGGCACCCUUCUCCACCAUGGAGUGAACGCAGCUGGGCCCCAUUUUUACCUGCCACAGCUCCAUGCGACAGGAUCCUGGCGGUUGCAGUUUUCACAAGGUCUGUUGCUUUCUCAUCUGCCACAGUGACACUCACAGGAUUCCGUAGCAUUGGCCGAAGUGGCGUCAAGCUGCAUUCAUUCAACAGUGUGUAGAUCAGGGCUGCCUUAACAUAGAUCAUGAGCAGGUAAUGCACAAGGAGUGCCACUGGGAAUCAUGUCGGACGAGUCAAUCUCAGGGAGUGAUCCGGAUGUUGACCCGGACUUGGAGCAGGAGGAUAUGGAAGAGGAAGAGGAGGAGGAAGAGGAGGAGGAAGCAAUGGAAGAGGACAAUGAUGGUGACGACGAGGAAGACUUGCUGGAUGAGAAUGACAAGUCCCAUGAAGUGGGGUUCAACAGUGAUCCUGUCCAACAUGGUGAAGAUGGGGAAUGGCAGCGCUCUACUUCAACUACCUCAUCUCAGAGCGAACAGGCAGAGAAACAGUUGCAGAACCAGCACAAGAGCCUGGCCUCUGAGGACACCAAAAAGAAGAGGGCUCAGAAACCUUCUCACAUGAGGAGGAACAUCAGAAAACUACUGCGAGAGGACCAGUUGGAAGCUGUGACAAAAGCGGCCCAGCAGGAAGAACUGGAAAGAAGGAAACGGCUUGAGCAGCAAAGGAAAGAUUAUCAAGCCAGCAUCCCUACAGUACCCAUAGAGUUUCUCCCAGAGGAGAUUGCUUUAAGAACAGCGGAGGUUGCGCAGCUUCCCCCUCAAGUGUUAGCUGAAGAAGUCAUCUGCCUAGACAGCACCAGCAGUGGCAGCGAGGAUGAUUGUAAGGGAAGGCUCCAUGGCAUGAAAGAUGAAGUGAUAGAGCUAAGCUCUGGAGAAGAUGAAGCUCUCCAGAUUGUAGAUAGCAGUGAUUCUGGCAAUGAGGGGGAUGAAGAUGGUACAGAAGAGAGCAGUGGUGCCCAUGUGAAUGAUGCUCUAAAUCAGUUGGAUGCUUCGGGGCAAGUCAUUGUCAACAUCAACCAUCCGCCAAAUGAAGAGGACAUUUAUCUGGCUCCUCAACUUGCACGGGCAGUAAAACCUCAUCAGAUUGGUGGCAUCCGCUUCCUAUAUGAUAAUCUGGUGGAGUCUUUGGAUAGAUUUAAAACCAGCAGUGGGUUCGGCUGUAUCUUAGCUCAUAGCAUGGGACUGGGCAAGACCCUCCAAGUCAUCUCUUUUUUGGAUGUACUCUUCCGGCAUAUUGAAGCAAAAACUGUACUGGCCAUUGUUCCUGUAAAUACUCUUCAGAACUGGUUAGCAGAAUUUAACAUGUGGCUUCCAGCAUCAGAAGCCCUUCCUGCUGAUUAUGACCCAAAAGAAAUGCAGCCUCGUACAUUUAAAGUCCACAUCUUGAAUGAUGAACACAAGACAACAGCAGCACGUGCCAAAGUGGUAACUGACUGGGUGACGGAUGGUGGUGUGUUGCUGAUGGGCUAUGAGAUGUACCGCCUCCUUUCACUGAAGAAAUCCUUUGCUGUAGGAAGAAAGAAGAAAAGUAAAAAGCAGACUGGCCCUGUCAUCAUUGAUCUGGAUGAAGAAGACCGUCAACAAGAACUUUUAAAAGGAAUUGAGAAGGCCUUGUCCCGACCUGGGCCAGACGUGGUCAUCUGUGAUGAGGGGCACCGGAUAAAGAAUUGCCAUGCUAGCACCUCUCAGGCCUUGAAGAACAUCCGAUCUCGACGGCGGGUGGUACUAACUGGCUAUCCUCUGCAAAACAACCUCAUUGAGUACUGGUGUAUGGUGGACUUUGUCCGCCCUGACUUUCUAGGUACCCGGCAGGAGUUCAGUAACAUGUUUGAGCGUCCCAUUCUGAACGGACAGUGUAUUGACAGUACGCCGCAGGAUGUUCGUCUCAUGAGGUAUCGCAGUCACGUCCUGCAUAGCCUGCUGGAAGGAUUUGUACAAAGGAGAGGACACAAUGUGUUGAAAGUUCAACUUCCAUCGAAGGAAGAACAUGUUAUCUUAGUGCGUUUGUCAAAGAUCCAGCGGGCUCUUUACACUGAGUUCAUGAACCGGUUUCGUGAUGCAGGCAACAGUGGUUGGCUGGGACUGAACCCACUGAAAGCUUUCUGUGUCUGUUGUAAGAUCUGGAAUCACCCGGAUGUGCUCUAUGAAGCACUGCAGAAAGAGAAUCUGGCAAAUGAGCAGGACCUGGAUGUUGAUGACCUUGGUACAGCUGGUACCAAUUCACGCUGCCAGCCACAGGGAGUAAAAGGAAAAGCUGAGAACAAUGCGUUGGCAUCACCUGUCGGAGAGGCUACCAACAGCAAAUACAUUCAGGGCAUUGGCUUUAAUCCCUUUCAGGAGAGAGCCAAUCAGGUUGUAACAUAUGAGUGGGCUAAAGACAUCCUGUGUGAUUACCAGACUGGGGUCUUGCAGAACUCACCAAAGAUGGUAUUGCUCUUUCAUCUUGUGGAAGAAAGUGUGAAACUUGGAGAUAAAAUACUGGUCUUCAGCCAAAGCCUCUCCACAUUGUCUGUCAUUGAGGAUUUCUUGGCUAAGAGACCAAUGCCUUCUCCCCCAGGCUUGGAAGCACAAGCAAUCCAUACCUGGGUCCGAAAUGUGAAUUAUUAUCGACUGGAUGGCAGUACUUCAGCUUCUGAAAGAGAGCGACUAAUCAAUCAGUUCAAUGAUCCCACCAACACAUCUGUUUCUCUCUUCCUUCUUUCCACACGAGCUGGAUGUUUGGGUGUGAACCUAAUUGGUGCAAACAGAGUGGUAGUAUUUGAUGCUUCCUGGAAUCCAUGCCAUGAUGCUCAAGCAGUCUGCCGAGUGUAUCGUUAUGGACAGAAGAAGCCUUGUCAUAUCUAUCGAUUAGUUUCUGAUUUCACAUUGGAAAAGAAGAUUUAUGACCGCCAGAUCUCCAAGCAAGGAAUGUCAGAUCGUGUUGUGGAUGACUUGAAUCCGGUGUUGAACUUUACCCGGAGGGAGGUAGAGAACUUGCUGCACUUUGUGGAAGAAGAAUCUGAACCUGCGCAGCUUUCAUUCAGUCCCAUCAAGAUCAAAGAAUCUGUUUUACAGCUGGCCUGUCUCAAAUACCCUCAUCUCAUCACCAAGGAGCCUUUCCAGCAUGAGUCACUGCUGAUUGACCGUAAAGAGCACAAGCUCACCAAGGCAGAGAAGAAAGCGGCCAAGAAGAGCUAUGAGGAAGAGAAGCGUGCGUCCGUCCCCUACACCCGUCCGUCCUAUGCCCAAUAUUACCCAGCCACUGACCAGAGUCUUUCAAGUAUACCUGCCUUCAGUCAGAGGAACUGGCGACCAAGCCUCAAAGGUGAGGACAGGCCAGUGGCAAGUGUGCGGCCUGUUCAAUCCACUCCCAUUCCUAUGAUGCCUCGGCAUGUUCCCUUGGGCAGUAUGGGCUCAGCUUCUGUUUCCAAUCCUGCUAUCAACUUCCCCAUCAAUUAUCUGCAGCGCGCUGGCGUUCUCGUACAGAAGAUUGUCACCACAACAGAUAUAGUGAUUCCAGGUACAAACACUUCAACUGAUGUGCAGGCAAGAAUCAGUGCUGGCGAGAGCAUCCACAUCAUUCGUGGGACUAAAGGGACAUAUAUCCGGACCAGUGAUGGUCGGAUUUUUGCUAUCCGGACCACUGGCAAACCCAAAGGCAGUGACGAUCAUCACAUGGUUCCCUCAGGAUCCCAGGGCUCAUCUCUUGAAUCCACCAGCAAUGGCAGACACAAUUCAUCAUCACCCAGUAAUCCCAACACAGAGGAGCUCACCCGGCCUCUCUCUCCCGACAGCCCCGAAAUUAUCAGUGAACUGCAACAAUAUGCAGAAGCCGCUGCAGCCCGCGAGUCCCGACACAACUCUCCUAGCACCAAUGCUGCACCUGGACUUCCCUCUCGGAAAGACAGCACAGCCUCCUCAGCCACUCGUGGAACUGAACAGCGAGGUGGGGCCCACGGUGUGGCUUCCUCGUCCUCUUCAGCCCUGCCAGCCAGCAGCCAUCACAUUGACAGCCACUCAGUGCUGGACUUACGAGGCAACAAGCGCAAGUCAACGUCUCCAUCCGGACCAGAGGACCAAGCCCACCGGCAGCAGAAGAAGCGCUCACUGCCGGCCACCGUUCAGGCAUAUGAAAGUGGGUACCCUGUCUCUGGUGGUUUUGCCAUGCCCUCUGUCCCUUUAAACCACAACCUCUCCCAUCCAUUUGCUCCCCAAGCAGGCAACUCCUUGUACAUGGGCACGGGCUCCUCCUAUUACCAGCUGCCUAGCUUGCUCUCAGACCCUCAUCUGGUGUUCCCUGUGACUACUGACCCUCUGCUGACAGCUGGCACUGCUAGCUCCUCCUCCGCCGCUACCUCAGCCGCCGCCAGCGUCCCCUCUUUCAUGUUAAACCCCUCCAUGACGGGGAUGCUAUCCAACUACUCGCUGCCCUUCACGCAGUCCCUCCUGCCUGAGCCCAGGAUGUUUGCUCCUUUUCCGGCCCCUGUCUUGUCCAGCAGCCUUCCCAGGAGCAUGGCUUCUGCCUACCCUGGCUUCAUUUCCCCCCAUUCGGGAUAUCCAGCUGGGGGCCUUCUUCGGUCCCAGGUGCCUCCAUUUGACACCCAUGAGGUCUCUGAGGUGGGCUGCAGCUCCAACGAGGAGGAGGACAAAGAUGAUGAUGUAAUAGAGAUCACAGGGAAGUAAGGAGCCUAGUCUUUUCUUUUAGAUCUCAACUCAGCCAGGAGGCCAUAAUUCCCCACUGGACCUUUUUGGGGUCAGGAUUUCACAUCCAGGACACACAGCAGAGGAGGAGGAGUUUGGGAAGGAGGUGGUAUCAUGAGUUGUCAAAGAUCUGCUCUGUGUGGGAAACUAUUGAAUGAACACCCCAUUUCCAGGUGUGGGGAAACUGGACAAUUGGGGGAGAGUGAGGGAUAAUUGCAAACCAUAGGAGUGCCUCCUUGAAUUUCCCUCACAUGGUGUCUGUAUUGUCCAAAAGGGAGGCCUGCCAUUACAUUUCAGUGCCCUUUAGUAGGCUGGAGACACUGGGUUGAGCUUUUACUUUGUCUGUGGAAUAACUCUCACACACGAACUGCCUUAUCUGUGAACGUCCAUUACCCCAUUAAUAAGUAGGGGGUGAGUUUGUGCCCUAGGAGCCAUGAUAAUGAUGAAAAAGAAGAAUUUUUUAAUGGAAAACAUUAUUAUUGGAGGGAGGGAAGUGGAAUGGGAAGGAGCAGGCAUUGUGUAAUGUAUAGAUGGGGUGGGAUUGGGGCAGGUUUUAUGUGGAAACCAAGUUUGUCUUUCAUUCUGCCGAGAGCUCAAGAAAGCUUAGCCUGGUGGCCUUCUCUAGGCCCCUGUGGCAUGAUGACAGGAGCUGGGGAGAAGCAGCGCGAAUAUGGGGCUCUCCUGCCUCCUUCCCGGGAGAUCCAUUCAAAGGCAGGCCCCUUUGUUGGCUCCUGUUCAGCAGGGUUGGGUGGGGACUUUUAAGAGUCUUUUAAUGAGGUACUGCUUGGUGGGGUGAGCGUGAAGGCUCUCUUAGUUUCUUCUCUCCCUUUUUCUACUGAUGACGCCCUCUGUCCAUGGCCCCCAUCCCCAAUGCUGAGGGAUGUGGUCACACAUGUUGGGCAGGAGAAAGCUUAGCUUCUCUUAACCUUGGGAAAAUGUAACCCCUCAGAAAAGGGAUGAGUUUUGAUGCUGCCUGUGUUUUUACUGACACUGUGAUUGGACUGUUUCCGCAGAACUGCUUUGUUAAUUUAUUUCAUGAAGGCAAGCUAUUUAUUUGGAAAUUCUCACCUCUUUUCUGCUUCUUCCGUGCUGAAAACAGCAGCUUUGGCAGAAAGCUGGAUUUGUUCACAGAGUGAUCCAUUUAAAGAAGAAGCAGGGAGACAGCUAGACUGCUUGGUCAAAACAGAGGUAGCAUGCAGGAGCAAGACAAACUGUCCUCCCUUCAGACUGUUUCCACAGCCUUGGACUGUUGGUGCCUCUUUGAGCAAACAAGUGGCAGUACUGCAACAACUUAGUUGACGAGUUGACUGGAUCUGUGCUUGUUUUCUUAGCAACGGACCAUGUGAGAUUGUAAAGCUGAUUGCCAGCUGGGUGCCCCCAUUUGUUAGAGAGAUUGGUUUCUAAGGCAGGUUUCCACCAGGCCAGUAGUUCAUCAGCAGGAACACUGUGCUUUUCUGGAGAUAAUGGUCAUCUCUGCUCUGUGGCCAGGCUCUGGUCCAAGGUUACUCCACAUAGGCUGCCAUAGACGUGUGUGAGGAGAAAGCUCUUUCCUCAGACACUUAAACUUAUCAAAGGCUUAAUGAAGAAAGGAAGUUGCAGGUGUUUGACAGAGGAGUCAAUGUCUGGUUGGCUUUUUGCUACAGCUGGGUGACAAGAUACAUAUGGAGAAGGGGAGUGCUUUUCAUAGUUUUUAUUAAACAAUGCUUUCACUCUUCAAAAAAAUUGAAAUGCCAUUCCAGGGAAAGGGGAAGGGACACUGCUUGGUUGUGAUGCAUUAUCCGUGGUACAGAGUCAGUGAGAGUGGCUGCCAGAGAUUUGUGCUAAGUAAGCUUUUCCAAGAGAAUGGCUGAGACCCAGUUUUCACAUUAUCUUUGUUUGGUAGUUGCCAUAAAGAAAAAAGAGAGUGGUUUACUAAAUCUCAGUCACAGUCUUAACAGAACCCUUUUGACCCACUUAAUUUAGCCAAGGUAAUCUGAGAAUGGAACAUUUGUCCACACUGUUUUAAUCAUAUAUCAAGCCCCUCUAUUUUAAAGGUAGUGGCUAGGUGUUAUCUGUGGAUGGUUCUGAAAGAGAGCUCUGUCUGUUUGUCUCUGUCUGUCUGUGUGUCUGUGUUUGCACGCAGUUGUGUGAAGAAAUUAAAACACGAAAUGUUGGGCUUUUCUGACUGUCUUUCUCUGCUUAUUGGCCACUAUCUGUCAGACCUAACUUCACCAUUCAUAGAAGCCUUAGAUUUACAGUUAGCUAUGCAAAUUACUUUAAUCAUUUUAAAUAAAACAUUAAAAUAGUGCUUUCUUCUUUAACAUAUCCUAGGAGUUGAAAACCGAGGGGUUCUGAGCAAACUUCUGGACAACUUGUCUUUGGAUGCACCAUGGGAAUAAAAAAAAACCAAACACAAACCCCCACAAAAAUAACAAAGCAAAUUAACUGAUGGUGUCCAUUCGCGUUUCUCCAAAGACUUGGCCAUGGUACGUCUGUGAAUCAUGCCCUUUUGUGAUUUGUAUUUGUCCACCUCAUGCAAAAUAUGAUGACACUGAUUGUACUGUAAACUCACUCAGAUGUCUUUUGCAACCCGCUCAAGUGGACUCGGGGACCGGACGUAGGCAGGGAGUUCCUGCUUGAGCCGCAAGGAGUCAAAGCUUCUGAAACCUAAGCAAAAUUUUGGAGAAGGAUAUUGUUUCUUAAGGUUUCAGGCAAACCCAGUCUCUUCAGUGUGUGCUUUUUUGUCAGCAUAGCAGAUAACAUUCUGAGACAUCCUGCUAGUUCUUGUUUUGGUUUCAACAGAGUAAUGAAAUCAACAGACAGACUAAGGUCUUGGUCACUUCAAGCAGUGCUUUCUGAUUCUCUUGUUCCAUUUUAAGAAUGUACAAAGUCUCAGGAAGGGUCACUGGAUUACGCAGGUUUAAACAUGUCCUCUCUGCAGUUGGUGGGAAGCUUGGUUAGCAGAAUAGAUGCUUCUGGAACUAAUGAAACCAGGUAAUCAUCUUUUAAAUAGGAAUGAAAGAUAAGAUAGCUACUUAGCUCUAGGAAAUGGUGUACACUUGUAAUUUACAACAUUGGCCACUGGAUGGCAGUGUUGCAUCACAUGGAUUAUUUAGGUUUAAAAUACCUUAUUUUAAAAAAAACUUGUUUUUGUACUUGGUAAGAAAACUAUGAAAAUGUUGUCUGUCUGUGCACCUCUCUCCCCCUCCUCCCUCCCUCCCUCCCUCCCUCCCUCCCUCUCUCUCUCUCUUUCUCUCUCUCUCUCCUAAUCUUUUGUUAGAAUGCUUGAGAACAUAUUUAUACCACUGACAAACUCUAUCCCAAUUCCCAGUCUCUCAGUCGUACCUUCAUAAGCCAACCACUUUCUGUAAAUUUUGGAGAGAAGUACAUUUUGGGGACAGAUGCCUCUUCUUCAGCAAGUGCCUGAGCUGGGUCUCUUUCCCACCUAUAGGAAUUUAAACUGAUUUGUCUCCCAGAGAUCAAAACUGUUACAUACACAUACCCAGUCCUUGCCAAGAGAGAAUUAAAUUAUUUUGUCUCUACUCUAGCAGGCAUGGAAAACCUUAUCCGAAUACUCCAGCUCUCCCACAUGAUCAGCAUCCUCCGGGAAGCUGUAGGUUUCUAGAGGUGAGACUGGUUACGUCUUUGGUCCAGUGCUCAUUCCCCAGGAAUGUAGUGACCUCUCACAAGCAAUGUAUUUAGUUUGCACUGUGGUGGGAUCUGUCUCUAACCAUAGCCUCUGGGCACUGCUCUUAGUUGAGUUCCUGAGACUUAACUCUCAUGGGCUCUGUUUUGGGCCUGUAUGACUUGCACUGCUUAAUUUCAGGCUACAAAUAACUGAAGAAGAAAACCCGUGGCAUUCAGGUUUGUACAUAUGCUGACAUGGAGCCAAGACCUUUUGGUUAAGUCCUUGAGAUGCUGUGAGGGACUCCUGCAUAUCCAAGGAGCCUUGGAGAUAUGUAUAAUCUUUGAGCUAUUUUUGUCAGAGCAUAUUGUUCAAUUCAAGAUUACCAUAUACUGUAAUAUUUCUCCAGCAGCUUUAAAGCAACCUUCCUGAGUCUUGAGUGCUACAAAAUGAAACUUGACCCCUGAAUAAGUGAGGGAAAGGGGUGACCUUUAUACUGUGACAUUUCCCAAGCCUUGGCUGUACACAACUCCAACUUUGAGCAGCCUGUGGUUUAAAAACUGGUUGAGGUUUUGUAUGGACACACAUUUACUGUGAUGGUGUCUGUUUUCAUUCAUUUGAUGGGCACAGGACUGGGGGACUUCUCCUUAGUCAUGAUAAGAGUUACAUGUGUGUCUAUGCCCACUUCGGGCCUGUCUGUCAUGCUUCCAUAUGGCCAGAUUAGAACAGGCUUGGAGCUCAGUGGAUACAAAUGGUGGGUAUGGACGAAAGGAAACGGGUUGCAGUCUGAGGCCUAGCUUGAAAAAGCAAAAUCUGACAGUCUUGCCCUUGCAGUAUAGAAAUAUCCUCUCUUCCUUUCCCAUUAAAUUGAGCAUGUUAUUAGCUUUGGAGAAUCCUGACUCAUGUUAUGCUGUCUCAGUUGUGGGAUCAAACAACAGUGCAAAUACUUGUGGGAAUACUUCAAGGCACAGCAGUGAAGUUCAACACGUGUUUGCAUUGAAAUCUUGGCUUUAGGCACUGUGGAUGUCUUUACUAAACCUGGGGAAACAUUUGAUCCAUGGAUCCACUAAAGAGAGAAACACCCAUUGACAGAUUGAAAAUUUUGUCUUUAACAUCAAAAUUCUAUUUAGCCAUGCUUUUUGAUUUACAAGUGAAUGGAUGUUUAGUCCUUGUGGAGAUAUCUGCUCCCUGUAACUUAAGCAAAGGAGCAGAUUGCCUUGAAAAGGGGUGGAGGCACUGCAAGGAUGAGCAAACGGAUGGGAGAAGUAAGGCGAGAGGCUGGCGGAGAAGGGGAUCGGGUAGGAGUCAUUUCUUUUUCUUGUGCUCUGUAUUGAAACAAGACUACUAACAGCUGCACUGCUUCUUGGGUCCUAGAUGAUUAACUUCGCAGCUUGUGUUCUCUGUCCCUCCAUUAAAUCCAUUUGUACAGGGGAGCUGAGUGAAUCCAAUGGUUUUCUUGGUUUGUUUUUGUUCUGCCUUUAGUGUGUGGCCUGUCUUUUGUGAUUGGGAAUAAAAAAGGCAUUUCUGUAGCAGGGUCAGUUGGUCAGCUGGUGGCACGCAUGGGUCAUGUGCUUCCCUCAUCUCUCUGUCAAAUGGGAUGUGCUCACCCAAUCUCCCAGAACAGAGACAUUGAACAAUUUUGUUGUUUAUAUGAUGUAUUUAUUUUUACUUGUGUUUCAUGUCAUUUUUUUAAAAAAAUAAUAAAUUGUAAGUUGGUAUAAUGCCUAUCAAUUCUUUCUCCUUUUUAAAAAAAAUAAAGUUCAAAUGUUACAAAUA
This is a messenger RNA of Anolis carolinensis (green anole), 10231 nucleotides long. RefSeq names its product RAD54 like 2 (gene rad54l2). Gene Ontology annotation, molecular function: ATP hydrolysis activity; ATP binding; ATP-dependent chromatin remodeler activity. Gene Ontology annotation, cellular component: nucleus. The transcript is spliced from 22 exons. The coding region runs from base 394 to 4833 and encodes 1479 amino acids. The record is from RefSeq and is a predicted model, not a curated record. NCBI's taxonomy places the organism in Eukaryota, Metazoa, Chordata, Lepidosauria, Squamata, Anolidae.